This is a messenger RNA of Arachis ipaensis, 3347 nucleotides long. NCBI's taxonomy places the organism in Eukaryota, Viridiplantae, Streptophyta, Magnoliopsida, Fabales, Fabaceae. The record is from RefSeq and is a predicted model, not a curated record.
UAUCAUCUCAGUAGUCUUGAUGCUCUCAACCCUAAUCUCCAUUCAUAUCCAAAAAGAAGAAAUACAUCUGAGAAUUUGUUCGUCAUCUUCUCUAGGUUUUCCCUCCCUCUAAACUCUGAACUCCGACUGAAAUCACCAAAUCGGAGUGUUGGUUGCGUUACCGUGAACCUUGAGGCCUGCUGCGGUGCCGCCUGUGGGUGUUGCGUGAUUGCGACUGCGCUACCGUAAGUGCAUCUCUGUAUCUCUCGACUGCGACUGCGACUGCAUUGGAAGGUUGCUGACUUACUGUCGCUGCUGCUUUGUGUCGUUCCUGGUUGCUGCUGCCUGCUGCCCUCUUCUCCUCCCCUGUUGUGUCAUUUUAGGAAGAAAACUGUGCUGUGUUCUUGAUCGGUGAAGAGCACUGUGCUGUGUUCUUGCAUAAUUAUAGAAAGUGUACUCUUCAAGCCCUUGGAUUAUUUUCACUGCUGAUCAGGUGAAGCUUUAUAUUCAUUUUGAGUUGAAUGAAGUCUCAAAUAUAACAUAUAUCAGAAAGGUAUGUUGAACUUCGUUUACAUAUACAGGUAAUGGAAUAUGUGACUGGGGCAGGAGCAGCAGCAUUGCUGCAAUCAGCAGUGUUUGCAAAGGCAGGGCAACCUGAAGUUCAAUGGAUAAAGGUUUGCAACAUGUAAAAUAUACGACAUCUCACUUCUCCAUCGGCACUGCAUCUUCCACACUUGGGUACUCCCUCCAUAUUCACAACUUAAAAUUAUUGAGCUCGACAACCCUGUUACAGAACCAAAUCCAUCAAAUGUUGUUCAAGACAUGUGCUUGCUCCUUAUUGGCCAUGACAGUUUAUGCCAUCUUCUACAACUAUACCCACAAAACUCUUACUCUCACGAGUUCAGAGGUUCCUACCUAAACCAUGGAAACAACCUACCAAACAGUUUGACAAACACUUUGCCUUCACUGAUGCAUCUAUGGUUGGUGUUCUUGUUGCAGCUCUCAAGGACUUUGUUAACCAAGCCAACUUGUCUAACGCAUUCAAAACCUUCUUUCAAAUACAGCAACAUGCAGCACCAUCACUUUCUACUGCUUCUUCUUCCUAUAUCUUGUUACACCCCAUUAGUUCUCUUCUCUUGGGUUGCACUAACCUUAAAUCAUUGCCACAGGGUAAGCAGCUUCAUGCCCAAGUCAUUUCAUUGGGUCUUGAUCAACACCCUAUUUUGGUUUCAAGGCUCACUAAUUUUUACACUAGUUUCACUCUCCUUGCUGAUGCUAAUGUUGUUGUUGAGAGCUCCACUAGUUUGGAUCCAUUGCCUUGGAAUAUGGUUAUAUCUUCCUAUGUUAGAAAUGGGCUCUUUAUGGAGGGUCUUUCCGCAUAUAAGAAAAUGGUGAAUAAGAGGAUUGAACCUGAUGAUUUCACUUACCCUUCUGUUCUAAAGGCUUGUGGGGAAUUGUUAGAUUUUGCUACUGGUGUGGAGGUUCACAAGUCUAUUGAGGCUAGCUCAAUUGGGUGGAGCUUGUUUGUGCACAAUGCAUUGGUCUCUAUGUAUGGUAGGUUCGGGGAAUUGAAGGUUGCUCGCCAAAUAUUUGAUAAAAUGCACCACAGGGAUGAUGUUUCUUGGAACACUAUGAUCAAUUGUUAUGCUUCAAGGGGGAUGUGGGAGGAAGCGUUUUGGCUAUUUGGAUGCAUGCAAGAGGAGGGUGUUGAAAUGAAUGUGAUCAUUUGGAAUACUAUUGCUGGAGGGUGCUUGCAUUCAGGAAAUUUUAGUGGGGCACUUAAGAUGCUUUCUCAGAUGAGAACUAAAAUUCAUUUGGACAAUGUUGCGGUGGUUGUUGGAUUGAAUGCAUGUUCCCACAUUGGAGCCCUUAAAUUGGGAAAGGAGAUUCAUGGUCAUGCUGUAAGAACAUGCUUAGAUGCAUUUGAAAAUGUAAGAAAUGCAUUAGUUACAAUGUAUUCCAGAUGUUGUGACCUCAGGCAUGCAUAUAUAAUGUUCCACAGAAUGGAAGACAAGGGUUUAGUUACUUGGAACGCGAUGCUUUCUGGAUAUGCACACAUGGAUCGAUCUGAGGAAGUCUCACACCUUUUCAGAGAAAUGUUACACAAGGGUGUUGAACCAAAUUUUGUAACCAUUGCAAGUGUUCUUCCCCUUUGUGCUCGCAUAGCGAAUCUGCAACAUGGCAGGGAGUUUCAUGGCUACAUCAUGAAGUGUGAAGAGUUUGAUAAGUAUUUAUUAUUGUGGAACGCUCUGGUGGACAUGUAUGCGAGGUCUGGCAAAGUCUUAGAAGCCAGAAGAGUGUUUGAUUCGCUGAGUGCAAGAGAUGAAGUCACAUAUACUUCCAUGAUCUUGGGGUACGGUAUGAAGGGAGAAGGACAAACUGCUCUAAAACUAUUUGAAGAGAUGUGCAAGUUGAAGAUUAAACCAGACCAUGUAACAAUAGUUGCAGUUCUAACAGCUUGCAGCCAUUCUGGUCUUGUAUCUCAGGGUCAGUUACUCUUUAAACAGAUGACAGAUGUUCAUGGGAUGAUACCGCGCAUCGAGCACUUUGCUUGCAUGGUUGAUCUCUAUGGAAGGGCUGGCCAUCUGAACAAAGCAAGGGAUGUUAUUACUGGGAUGCCAUGCAAGCCAACUUCUGCAAUGUGGGCGACACUCAUUGGAGCUUGUCGAAUCCAUGGAAACACAAUGAUGGGGGAAUGGGCUGCAGGAAAAUUGAUGGAAAUGAAACCUGAUCACUCGGGUUAUUAUGUGUUGAUUGCGAACAUGUAUGCAGCCGCUGGUUGUUGGAGCAAGCUUGCUGAAGUGAGGAGUUACAUGAAGAACAUAGGUGUGAGAAAGGCACCAGGCUGUGCUUGGGUUGAUGUUGGCAAUGAGUUUUCUCCAUUUGUGGUGGGAGACACUUCCAACCCUCGUGCUUAUGAGCUCUACCCUUUAAUGGAUGGACUCAAUGAAGUAAUGAAAGAUGCUGGUUAUGUAAGUAAUGAGGAGACUGUUUCACCCGAGGAACAUUUUGAAGAGUUGAAUGUUGUAGGGAGUGUAUACUAAAUUAAUGUGCCACAUAAGCAUGUUUUGGAGAGAGAUCAUUGACAGAGAGGUUAACAGUCUAGUAAAAUUAAAUAUCAAGGAUCGAAAUAGGUAUUUUUUUUCAAGUAGUGUUUUGAAGAAAUUAUAUCGGGAUGGAUAUUCAAUAAAAAUCAAAGAAAGAUUUGAAAUAUGUUACAUAUUUGUAACUUCAUGUAUACGGCUAUACGCCAGUAGAGAAAUAGAUUUAAGAAAGAAAUAUAUGUAUGUAUUUAUAUACAUCAAUCUCCGUGAGAUUAAGUACGAUGCAUGGCCAAAGAACGAUGAAUUAUCUGACUUUCUGCAUUC